AGCAGCACAGCAUCACAGCAGCCAUCUUGGUCAACACCCACUCGCUUGCUGCGCACACUACCAAAGCAGUCAGGUUGAGUGGGGGCUGUGCAGGGAGACGCCGAGACUGUGAUUGUUGCUCCGCCGCUCAGCCAUUUGCAGCAUCUUAAUCCUCUCGUCCUGCUCGGCCUCAUCGUUUAUCCACACGGGACAUUUUCUCCCGAGGACCUCUUUUUUUUUUUAAGCUCGUAAAAGCAUCUUCUCUUGGUCUCUUAGUUUUUUUCCCCCCUUUCGCUUCUGCUGUUUGCAUUCCAUCGGGCCGAGCAGCGUCUCUUUCUGCCGUCCCAUUUCGGCUCGUCGGCAGGAGGUCUCGUGCGUCUUCCCCGCUCGAUCUGUAUUCUGCAACCUCUUCGGGCAUCGGGGCGAGGGAGGCCGUCGCUGCUGCUGUCGUUGUCGGGCUCCGGGCCUCUGAGCUGAGUCACCAUGUCGGAUCUGACGCCGCAGAGCGAGGCGCCCACCCCCACCACGGACAAGAUCACACAGGCCGCCCGCGAGACCAUCUACCUGUGCAACUUCCGUGUGUCCGUGGACGGCGAGUGGCUGUGUCUGCGGGAGCUCAAUGACAUCUCGCUCACGCCCGAGCCCGAGCCGGCUCACGAAGACUCAUGGGAAGAUUUCACAGAAUUGGUGGAACAAAUGCAAAUGCUUGAUGAGUUCAAAGAUCCCAAGGACCCCAUCGCCAUCGAAAGGCUUAACCUGAUGAACAUGGCCAAGCUGAGCAUAAAGGGUCUGAUCGAGUCCGCCCUUAACCUGGGUCGCACCCUGGACUCGGACUACGCGCCCCUGCAGCAGUUCUUUGUCGUGAUGGAGCACUGUCUAAAACACGGACUCAAAAGUAAGAAGACGUUCCUCGGUCAGAACAAGUCCUUUUGGGGGCCUUUAGAGCUGGUGGAGAAGUUGACUCCUGAAGCUGGCGAGAUUACAGCUAGUGUUAAAGACCUUCCUGGACUGAAAACUCCUUUAGGAAGAGGCCGUGCAUGGCUGAGACUGGCCCUGAUGCAGAAGAAGCUCUCGGACUACAUGAAGACCAUUAUCAACAGGAAGGACCUUUUAAGCGAGUUCUAUGAGCCCAAUGCUCUGAUGAUGGAGGAAGAGGGGGCGGUAAUCGCCGGACUGUUGGUGGGGCUCAACGUCAUCGAUGCAAACUUGUGUAUGAAAGGAGAAGACCUGGAUUCGCAGGUUGGGGUGAUAGAUUUUUCCAUGUAUCUAAAAGAUGGAGGUCAUAGCAGCAAGAGCACAGAGGGCGACGGACAAAUCACAGCUAUUCUCGACCAGAAGAAUUACGUCGAAGAGCUCAACAGACAUUUAAGCGCUUCUGUGAAUAACCUACAAGCCAAAGUGGACGCGCUGGAAAAGUCGAACACGAAACUUACAGAGGAGCUUGCAGUUGCAAACAACAGAAUCAUCACAUUGCAAGAGGAGGUGGAGAGGAUGAAGGACGAAAGCUCUUACCUUGUGGAGUCCAGUCGCAAGACAUCAAAAGCAGAUGGAGCUGCAGAUGGCCAGGUACUCGGGGAGACUCGAAAACAACUGAAGGAGGAGACUCAACUCAGACUGGAUGUGGAAAAGGAGCUGGAAGUGCAGAUCGGGAUGAGACAGGAGAUGGAGCUGUCCAUGAAGAUGCUGGAGAAGGACGUUUGCGAGAAACACGACGCGCUGGUGGAGCUCAGACAGCAGCUAGAAGAUCUGCGCAGAAUCAACCACGAGCUUUCCCAUAAGUCACAGAGCUCAGACAGCAGCGUGAAACAGAAGACUGAGAUGAUCGGUCGCUUCGAGGAGAAAACAAACCAGAUGGCGAAUACUAUUAAACAACUGGAGAACAGAUCUAAGCAGGCCGAGAAGCAGAGGGACCUGGCUGAGGAGGCUAACAAGCUCUUCAAGCAGGAGUUCGGGGACAAGAUCGAGAGUCUGCAGCAGGAGGUGGAGCGAUUACGGAAGCAGAGGAGCAGUUUGGAGCAGGAGCUGAGGAAGGAGCGAGAGCGGCGACUAGGUCCGAAUUGUGAUGCCCUGCUAGGAAAAACCCCUCCGCACAGAGACAUGAUGCAGCAGGUGGAGGACAUAAGAAAGGAGCUGGAAACGGUCAGGAACGAGAAUGACGCACUUCGAAAUGUGCUGGAAGAGAAGACGAGUCUCGGCUCAAAUUUGUCCCUUUCACAUGAAGACCAGCAGGAUCAGUUCCUUCAUGAGGAGCCAGAGCAGUGUAUCUGCCCAAAGUGUGAACACACAGAAUCUCUAACCAGACCAAAGCAGGAGUGUAAAAACUGCAGAGGAGUGUUCUGCGAGAGCUGCAUGAUGAACGAACUCCCCCUGCCAUCCUCCAUCACCCCAGAACCCGUGUGCGACCAAUGCCACGCCCAGUUACUUCAACAGUACGCCUCCAACCCAUCCUGAGUCCGACGCUUCUACGUCUGUCAUCAGUCGAGAAUCUCGAAACUGGAGCUCAUCUGAGUUUAAACGUCAGUUUAGUGCUGCUGGCUUUUCUGUUUCGCUCUGCUUUGUUUAGGGGAGUUGAUUCGUACAUAUUUGCAUCAGAUCUAGUAUCAUGUUGCAGGUGAGUGACGUCCACCGAGUGGACUUGACCUAUUCGGUUCUUGUACACACGAAACUGACAACCUGAAUAGCUGUGAUUAAGUAUCAUGCCAAAAUGUAGUGGUGCACUGGUCAGCCUUUUAUUGAUACUAUACGAAAUAGUGCGAAAUAGGAACUCGAUAGCUGGGACAACAGGAUCUGAAAAGAAGAAAAACACAGAACCGAGCUGACCUGGGGUAUGUGUGGUGGGAUAUGAACUGACAACCUUCUGAUUACUAGUCACUAUACAAUUACAGUUGCACUAUAUCAUCUGUAAGUCUGAUUAUGAUCCAUUUGGAACGAAUACACUCUAUAGAAGCUUUACAAGACUAUUAUAGCCAUGACCGUAUAGCCAUAUGGUGCUUUACCUUUCUAAAAGAGGCAGGAAAUUGCUCGAAAUCAGUAGAAUUAACACUUAAUUAAACAAUAAAAGCAUAAUAUGUAUAUAAAAUAUGUAUAUAAAAUGGGAAAUGUACUUAAAUCAGGGGGCCUUUUCAGCCUGACUGACAUUUACAUUUGUAGCAUUUAGCAGAUGCUUUUUUUGACAAUUAGCUAAUGAAUAAACUUUUGCCUCUGUAACGUUUUUUCUGUUCUCAUCUACAUCACAAGUAAGAACCGCUCACGAUUGACCAAAGUGAACCAGGAGUUUAUAUAACGUGCUGAUAGAAUCGACUCAGAUGUGACCGGGUUGAAUUAUCUUUUUAAAGUAAAUAUUACAAUCAGCAAAAUUACAUCGUAUGUAUGAUGCACAACGUUAAUGAUGUUAUUUUAGGUCAUGAAGAGCUUUCACGAUGGUUUCUGUACGAUUGUUGAUGAAUGGUGAUGUGAUGGUUGGCGCUUCGUAGCUCAAAGUCUGGAUCGAUCCACUGAGCUGUUAACUUAACGUGAUCUUUAUAUAUCACACGAUCGGAUCGGCUACUUUUAGGAAAUAUCGGCCGAUCGCCGAUAGCAUAUUUUGAUUAAAAAUCGGCUGAUACCGAUUCGUAGCCGAUCGAUCGUCCCAUCUCUAGUGUACAAUACAAUAAAAUUCUUUGUCUGUAUAUCUUAGAUUGUUUGGAGCUGAAGUCAGAGCGCUGGGUCAGUCAUUGUAAGGGUUUUGCUCAAGGGCCCGACAAUGCCUGCGACUCGCCUUCUAUUCGGUAACCCACGGCUGUACUCUCUAAGCUAUCACUGUCUCAUUUGUUUGUACAGUGGCCUAAUGGUGGAUUUAAUUGGAGACGAUUAGAUGGGAGCUGGAGGAGGGGGUCGGGGAGAGUAAAUCUACUUAAGGCAAAUCAUUAAUCAUUCUGAACAGUAGUUAUUAGGGUGAAUCUUUGCCAGUUUUUUUGUUGUGUUGAACAUGAUGGCGAACAGGUUGAGACUGUCAUGUAAAUCCUCUUACACAUAUGAAGUAUGUUUGGUGAAUAAAUGGUUCCCCCAUUCAUAUGUUGUACACAUAAUUUUGACUCGCGCUCUAUUUUUAACUUUUAUUUCUACAAGUAAAAACGCUGUAUUUAAUUACAUAAGCACACUGUUUUGUCUUCAAUUUUGUCUACUGUGGAUUUUGGAUGUCUUUUCCUACAUCCCAAGCAGAUGAUUGGCUACUCUGGAUUACCCCUUGAGUGUGUGUGAAUGUGUGAUGCCCUGUUUUAGAUUGCCAUCCCAUCUGGUGUGCACCCAUCCCCUGCAUCCAGUGUUUUCAGAAUAGACCCUGGCCGAAGGUAUUCGCCCCCUUUUUUCGGACUCCCAGCCAAGCUACGAACUCGAUCUGCUGAUCAAAAACGUGCAGGUCUUACGUUUAUGACGUCUUCAGCUGUGGCGUGAUAGGGUAGACCUCUCAUGUGAAUGUAAUUAGCGGGAAGAGAGAGAGUGCCGGCUGUGAAGUUCCAGUCCAGUUGAAUCAUCAUUAAAGCUCACUCACUCCUUUGUGGGCGGCAUGCUGUGUUUGAAUCGUCUCCCCUCCCUCGACCGUACUGGGUCUGAAUCUCGCUCUUCUUGCUUGGAAAUACCUCGAUGUACCUGUUCAUGAGGUCAACAGAGAUACAUGUGCAGCGCCUCGCCAGCCAUCUCCCGAGAUGCAAACUGCACGAACGCGUCGCCUGAACUUCUGCCCAAGCGAUCCGUCACCAGCGUGACCCCGUCCUUCACGACGUCCAGCCCUGAACGAAUCGCGAGGUCCCAGAUACUGCCUGUGCAUCUCCAAAGCCUUGCUGACGUCCUCCUCGUGCUCCAUCUCCACGAAGGCCUGCCCGUUCGGCUUCCCGUUCCUGUGAUGCAUCAGAUGGAUCCCGUUCGCGCCUCCACGGAUCCGACACUCUGCACCGACGCGGUCCAUUUAAUUAACGGCACGAAAGGAAACGAAUGAACUCGCUUCGAUCUUAAGGACAUCCUGGCACUUACCAGAGAAGAACCGCAUCAGGUCCUCGGCGCCGCAGGACCACGGCAGACCCUUAACACGGACGAUGAAGACUUCCUUCUGCUGACUCUCCUGAUCAGGGUUGUAGUCUGGGAGGGGCGGGUACUCGUCCUCUUUGAACGGGAUCUGUGACAGACAGACUCAUGUUAGAUGAACGGUCAGGCUGGACCUGAGAGAAUCAGGGGAAGCUCCUGCAGGCCGUUGUGAAUAACGAUACCCAGGCAACACAAACGACGCAUCUUACUGCUCCCACCGUGGUUUACAAGAUGUAACAUAAAGCCUCCACAAGAGGGCGUUCGUGUACACGUUUAAGUGCCUGUUAAAAUCAUCCGUGCCUUUUA
Messenger RNA from Trichomycterus rosablanca, 5343 nucleotides. It is a transcript of the gene rufy3, whose product is annotated as RUN and FYVE domain containing 3. Bases 463 to 2430 code for a protein of 655 amino acids. NCBI's taxonomy places the organism in Eukaryota, Metazoa, Chordata, Actinopteri, Siluriformes, Trichomycteridae. The transcript is spliced from 23 exons. Gene Ontology annotation, molecular function: metal ion binding. Gene Ontology annotation, biological process: regulation of axonogenesis. The record is from RefSeq and is a predicted model, not a curated record. Gene Ontology annotation, cellular component: cytoplasm.